CGUGGGCUUCUCAUUGCGUUGGCUUUUCUUGUGGCGGAGCACAGGCUCCAGGCACAUGGGCUCAGUAGUUGUGGCUUGGGGGCUCUAGAGCGCAGGCUCAGUAGUUGUGGCGCACGGGCUUAGUUGCUCCGCCACAUGUGGGAUUUUCCUGGACCGGGGCUUGAACUCGUGUCCCCUGCAUUGGCAGGUGGAGUCUUAACCACUGCGCCAGCAGGGAAGCCCACUUCUGGCUUUGUAUUGAGAGUUUUCAGUGACCUCCAGUCAGGCAGAGCUCGGGAUCUGGGGGUGGGAAAGCCCUGAGGGAAGCUUCAGUAGCUGAGCGGGGUUGGAGCUAAGCUUGGACCGCUGCGGGAAUCCCCACCUGCCUGGGCGGGUGGUCCCUGAGAGCCUGCUUCCGCUCUCUGCAGAGCGGACUAAGCCCAGCUUGACUCUCAUUGGCUUAACGGAGGUAAGUGACAGAUCCCGAGCCAAUGGAAGGUAAAAGCUGCCCAGCACCCGCCUAAUUCGGGUGCUGCUUCUAGGGCCUCAGGCCCGCGCGUGUCCAGUAGCGAGCUGCCGCCAUCCCAGACUGAGAGGACUGACAGGCGGCGCCCGUCACUGGGGUCGCUUGUCGCCAACCCCUCAGUUCUUUCUGAUCGUCCCCCAAGUGCUUCUAAUACUGACUCCGCGGCCCCGCGCGUGCCUGCGGAGGACGGGACCAUCUGGCCCAACGAGCCCACGCCCACCGAAGGUUUCGCCCACUCCCCGCCGGAGGCCGCAGCGGCCUAGCGUAGGCCUUGGGACCUGUUUGAUCGAGCUAGGACUGGACAGGCCGCGGCGGAGACCGCCCGAACCGAGGUGAGGCAGCUUCAGUGUACCGCAAGGGCUCAUCUGGAAGAAUCUCUUCGAGUUCUAGCCUUAACCCUCCGUCCCGCCGGCCGCCCCAGCCAGGUCGCAGCCAGCAGAGGGCGCUGCCGGGCAUGGCCGAGGAGCGUCGCGGGGCCUGGUUCGGCUUCGGUUUCUGCGGCUUCGGGCAGGCGCUGGGCUCGGGGGGUGGGCGCCAGGUACACAGUCCCGAGCCUCUGAGGGCGCCAGGUGCGGGCCUCGAUGUCUGCCGCGUGAGCGCGAGCUGGAGCUACACCGCCUUCGUGACCCGUGAGCGCCCCCCUUCCGGCGCCAUCCCGACCCCAGCCCUGGGUGCGUGUCCCGCCCCCUCCCCAGCCAGCUCUCCACCCCCCGCAGGUGGAGGAGGCCAGGUGGAGCUGUCUGGCUUCGCCGUCGGAGCGGUGGGCGGCUGCAGGGACGCAUGGGCGUCGGAGGAGCUCCUGGUGGUGCUGCGGGCGGGGCCGGGACCCGGGGCCGGGACGGAGCUGCAGGCCUGGGCGCCCGGUUCGGCGCUGCGCGGGGAGCCCCUCUGGGCCCAGACCGUGCCGGAGGCCGAGCGGGAAGACGGACCGGGCGGCGAUGAGACCCAGGCUGGGCCGCUGCCGCUGCUGCCCUGCGCUCGCGCCUACGUGAGUCCGCGGCCGCCCUUCUACCGGCCUCUGGCCCCGACACUGCGGGCGCGCCGGCUGGAGCUGGGCGCUGAGCACGCGUUGCUGCUGGACGCGGCGGGCCAGGUGUUCUCCUGGGGCGGGGGCAGGCACGGACAGCUGGGCCACGGGACUCUGGAGGCAGAGCCGGAGCCGAGGCUGCUGCAGGCACUGCAGGGCCUAACCAUGGCUGAGGUGGCCGCAGGUGGCUGGCACUCUCUGUGUGUGAGUGAGGCUGGGGAUAUUUAUAUCUGGGGCUGGAAUGAAUCAGGGCAGCUGGCCCUGCCCACCAAGAGCCUGGCAGAGGAUGGAAAGACAACCUCAGAAGCCUCAGGACUGAAUGAAGAUGGUUCUGAAGUGAAGAGAGUAGCCGGGGGUGAGGAUGGAGCCCCCACCCCCUUCAUAGCUGUCCAGCCCUUCCCGGCUUUACUGGACCUCCCCCUGGGCUCAGAUGCAGUCAAGGCCAGCUGUGGAUCCCGGCACACAGCAGUGGUGACAAGAACGGGGGAGCUCUACACCUGGGGCUGGGGAAGCUCUACUGAUGUCACAGUCCGCCUGACUGCUCUUGGCUACCAGAAAUGAAUUAGCCUUAACCCUUUAAAGACAGUCUCCUCCUCCUAGGUUGACUCCACUGAGAUACCCAGGCAGUUCUUUCUGGAACAGGGAGAAGGACCUGAGACCUUAUUGGUACCACAUUAGCCACUGUGUGCUGUCCUUGCACCCACAUCUAUUCUAAUUACCUUCCCAAACUCCACGUUUGUCUUCAUUUUUAUGAUCCCAACACUGUUUUUACCGGUUCUAGCCAGGGAUAUGUUUUGGGGUCCCUCUGUCAUUCAUGUCAUGCUUGCUGGUGUCCUCAUUCAAGUCCGAUUUGUGCUGGACCACAGGACAGCAACCUCUCAGCAAAGUACACAGAUAAACAUGGCAUGCCCUGAAUUUGACUACGCUCUCUUGAUAUUCCAGCUGUGGAUACAUCUCUUCUCAAGUGGCCAUUCUGGCUCGUUCAGGGAUAUGUAGCUUUCGGGUAUGAAAAAAUCCACAGAGGCAGGUUUUUUGGGUAACUUUUCCUUAUAUCACUAGUCACUUUUGUUUCCUAAGUAGCUCUCUUCAUUUUCUUUCAAAGAAAGAAUGGAAUGAUAUCGUCUAUGCCUAGCUCAGAGUUUAAAAAAAUUUUUGUGUCCUACAAAUUGAUAGUAAGAGGCUUGUUUUUGAUUAAAACAUUGCAACACUUAGCUGCUUCACCUCUCAACAGGGCAACUCUUCACGUAAGUGAAAAUUGCUUUGCUGGAACCAAGUAACUAGGCAGCACACUUUCCCCAUUUCUCAUGUCCAGUAUCAGCCCUACAAGGAAACUUUCCACCUGUAGCCCCAAAUCAAAGUUCUUCCCUAAAUCUCAGACCCAAGCAGGAUCCCCUGACACCCUGCCAUGUACCUGAAAUGGCUCGACAUGUAGCUCACUGCACAGAGUGUUCAGCUCUUUUUGACAGAUGGCUAUGCUUUUGAUGAGCCUUUCCUUCAGGUCUUCCUCUUCAGCAAUCAUCCUAUCCAGGAGGUCCUACGAGAGAUAAAACAGUCCCAUAAAAUUUUGGGUGUUUUCUCCAUUGGCCUCAAACAACAAAUAACACCAAAACCCUCAUAAUUUCAAAUUUUAAAGGAAGGACUUAAACAAAACCAGGACUUCCCUGGCGGUCCAGUGGUUAAGAUUCUGCACUCCCAAUGCAGGGGGCACAGGUUCGAUCCCUGGUCGGGGAACUAGGAUCCUGUAUGCUGCACGGCGCGGCCAAAACAAACAAACAAACAAAAAACCAGGAGGAGCCUGUGACAUCCUAGUGUCACUUCUAUAUGCUAUCUUAGAUGAGAAACCAACAUCCUUACCCCUGUCCCACUACAAAGAGAUCAGUAUUACUCAACUCACCUUGAU
This is a messenger RNA of Balaenoptera acutorostrata (minke whale), 3432 nucleotides long. RefSeq names its product RCC1 domain containing 1 (gene RCCD1). Lineage: Eukaryota; Metazoa; Chordata; Mammalia; Artiodactyla; Balaenopteridae. The record is from RefSeq and is a predicted model, not a curated record. Bases 960 to 2093 code for a protein of 377 amino acids. The transcript has 7 exons.